AUGCCUCAGGGGUGUCCUAGUCCUACGGGUUUCCUGGCUACCUACAAGAAUCCAACCAACCAGGCAAUAAGGGCCAUUAGUGCUGCCACGCUUGACGGCCAAAGUUCAAUCAUUGGACACACACUUGUGGUAACUAGGGGUCCUAGCAACGACGUACUUGGAUGCUGCGUGAUUGGCAUCUCUGAUGGGUUACGAUUUGCUGGCACGCCCAAAUCACAGCCCGUUCGAGAAGCUCCUUUCGGCUUCGGGUCAACUUCUUCACAGCCAGUGAAGAGCAACAGUUUCUUUGAAACGCGCCAUCCAUUCCAAACUCAUGCCGCUCAAAGUUUGCCCUUCAGUUCUCAUGAUGACCCUAAACCUGCGAGUCCUUCCUUCGGGUUUGACAUUUCCUCUCUAGGAAACAUCCAUUCCCAACCAUUUGGAGAUCACCAGUUUGGUGGUGGUUUUGGGUCGAGCAUUGCUGGACCGACCGGGUUGUCUCCCUCAAUUUCCAACCUUAAGAAGCCCCCAACACCGCCAGCCUUCCCUGGGGGAAUCCAUGACACGGAUACCGGUUCCCCCCUGUUCGGACCUAUUGGGGAAGAUGCAAAUAGAGUUAAAAAUACCUUUGGUUUUGAUCUCCAUGACUUCACGUCACUAUCCGAUUCUGAUAAAUUUAUCCCUCGCGAUGGUGAGGAAACAGAAGGCCCUGGGUCUGAUGGAGGAGAUGCUGAUCGUGGUCAGGGAUAUGAUGGUAGAGAUGCUGGUCAAGGUAACGGAGCUCGUGGAAAUUAUGAUGAAGGUGGUGAGAGGCAGAGCGAUUAUGAUGAUGCAAGGGAUGCUCAAAGAUAUAAUCCUGCACGUAACCAAGAUCGUUACGCUGAGGAAAGACCACGUGCUGCUCUUCAUCAAGGCGACAACCAGGGUAUAUCACAAGGGAGUCCUGGUUCAGAUGCUAGGAGCGAUCGCGGACAAGAUGAAGAAUACACUAAUGGUCCUGUUUCACCUCAAGCUGGAAGCUAUCAACCUGAGAAACAAACAGCUGCUCCUUUAGACGAUCUUAUCACUAGAGCUUCGACUGAAUCCGCUGGUAGCAGUGUUAAUGACCCACAGCCUAGCACUCAACAGGUUCCACAACAACCAAAUGAAGCUAGCUAUGCUAGAGCCACACCAGCUCAUCAUGCUGACCAACCAUAUGAAGAAGCUAAUGCCAAUGUCGUUCACGAACCGACACAUCUUGAAAACACACCAGUGCUUCCUCGAUCUCCCAACAAUAACCCAGGCCCAGUGUAUGCAGCAAUUGCUAAGGCUGUCGUUACAAAUGCUGUCUCUCCGCCUGUUCCUCAAACUACCGAUGUAACAGAUGCAACUGAAUCUGUUCCUAAGAACGCCCCCGUUGUAUCAGAUCCGGUUCCGUUGCCAAACCCAACAAUCCCAACUCCUAAUGCACGUGUCAUCACGGCAGACAUUAAUCCUGUUACCCCGUCUAUCAUUACAAAAGCCCCUGUACAAUCAACCGGUUAUCUAAACCCUGUUGGAAGCUCCCAAUCUCAGACUGGAUCCUACGAAGCUUCUCCAUCCACAGUCCACAGGGAUCAACCCACCAAUGACUACUCAUCCGACAGCUUCUCUCACAGAGGACACGCCGAUGCCAGUCCCGUCCCAAAAGGAUCUGAUUCAUCCUACACUGGUCCUCAGCCACAAGCAACUGCACCCCCAAAUGCAUUUGGAAGCAAGUCAGACUUUCACAGUAACCACUUUGACCAUCCCUCAUCGUUUGGUCAUGAUAGAAAUGCCUACGAUGAAGCUCACCCUGACAUCUCUCAAGACGUUGAUGUCCCGAGUCAGGCAUACGCUCCUGUCGAAUCAUCCCUCGACUCCUCUUCCCAUGGAGGUGUCCCUAGGGACAUUUACGAUGUUCCAGCAUCACAGCCCUUCCACGGCUAA
This is a messenger RNA of Haliotis rufescens (red abalone), 1926 nucleotides long. RefSeq lists its product as uncharacterized. The coding region runs from base 1 to 1926 and encodes 641 amino acids. The transcript is spliced from 3 exons. Lineage: Eukaryota; Metazoa; Mollusca; Gastropoda; Lepetellida; Haliotidae. The record is from RefSeq and is a predicted model, not a curated record.